AUGGAAGGUCGUGACGAUAUUAAUUCUGCCAUUGAAGCUGGUGUGACGGAAGCCAAUGCUACAUUGAUCAAAGGUAAAGAUGUCAGAGAGUUGGGCACAAAAGAAGGAUGUGAUGUGGUUACUUCUGCCACGGAGGCAGGUGUGACGGAAGUCAAUGCUACAGUGAUCAAAGGACAGCAGGUCAUAGAGUCGGCCACAAUGGAAGGUCGCGACGAUAUAAAUUCUGCCACAGAAGCUGGUGUAAAGGAGGUCACAGCUACAAUUAUCAAAGGUAAAGAUGUCAUAGAGUUUUGCGCAAUAGAUGGAUGUGAUGUGGUUACUUCUGACACAGAGGCUUGUUUGACGGAAGUCAAUGCUACAGUGAUCAAAGGACAUCAGGUCAUAGAAUCAGUUACAAUGGCAGGAAGUGACGUUAUUACUUCUGCCACAGAGGCUGGUGUGACGGAAGUCAAUGCAACAGUGAUUAAAGGACAGCGGGUCGUAGAGUCAUUAACAAUGGAAGGAUGUGACGUUGUUACUUUUUCCACUGGAGCUGGUGUGACGGAAGUCAAUGCUACAGUGAUCAAAGGACAUCAUGUCAUAGAGUCGGCCACAAUGGAAGGUCGUGACGAUAUUAAUUCUGCCAUAGAAGCUGGUGUGACGGAAGUCAAUGCUACAGUGAUCAAAGGAACAGAUGUCAUAGAGUUGGCCACAAAAGAAGGAUGUGGUGUGGUUACUUCUGCCACAGAGGCGGGUGUGACAGAAGUCAAUGUUACAGUGAUCAAAGGACAGCAGGUCAUAGACUCGGCCACAAUGGAAGGUCGUGACGAUAUAAAUUCUGCCAUAGAGGCUGGUGUAAAAGAAGUCACAGCUUCAAUGAUCAAAGGUAAAGAUGUCAUAGAGUUGGCAACAAUAGAAGGAUGUGUUGCGGUUACUUCUGCCACAGAAGCUGGUGUGACGGAAGUCAAUGCUACAGUGAUCAAAGGACAGCGGGUCGUUGAGUCAGCAACAAUGGAAGGAUGUGACGCUGUUACUUUUGCCACUGGAGCUGGUGUGACGGAAGUCAAUGCUACAGUGAUCAAAGGACAGCGGGUCGUAGAGUCAGCAACAAUGGAAGGAUGUGACGCUGUUAAUUUUGCCACUGGAGCUGGUGUGACGGUAGUCAAUGCUACAGUGAUCAAAGGACAGCGGGUCGUAGAGUCGGCCACAAUAGAAGGUCGUGGCGAUAUUAAUUCUUCCACAGAGGCUGGUGUAAAGGAGGUCACAGCUACAACGAGCAAAGGUAAAGAUGUCAUAGAGUUGGCCACAAUAGAAGGAUGUGAAGCGGUUACUUCUGCAACAGAGACAGGUGUGACGGAAGUCAAUGUUACAGUUAUCAAAGGACAGCAGGUCAUACAGGCGGCCAUAAUUGAAGGGCGUGACGUUAUUACCGGCAUCAAGACACAAAAGGAGGACGAGGAUUUUGCUCUUCAAUGCAGCGGUAAGAAAAUAAACAACAUCCAAGAAGUAAGCAUGCCUAUCUAA
This is a messenger RNA of Dreissena polymorpha, 1503 nucleotides long. RefSeq lists its product as uncharacterized. The record is from RefSeq and is a predicted model, not a curated record. NCBI's taxonomy places the organism in Eukaryota, Metazoa, Mollusca, Bivalvia, Myida, Dreissenidae. The transcript has a single exon. Bases 1 to 1503 code for a protein of 500 amino acids.